UCCUUAAUCAUAGGAACGAGUAUGAGGAGGGCAGAGGAGCCCGGGGACCAGGACCUGAGACACCACAGUAGGACACAGAGACCAGACUGGAGAAGGUCGGCUUCUAAAGCCUCCACUGUAGAGAUGGGAAUUGUGAAACGUGGAUGGAAAUCCUUGGAGCCAGGAGUUGGGCAGUGACUGGAUGCUGUGAUCUGGCCAUUGAGACCUCCUCAGAGAACCAGAACUGGCCAUUGAGACCUCCUCAGAGAACCAGAACUGGCCAGGGAGAUAUUGAGGGUUAAGCCCAGGCAGACAGGCUUGAAGACCAAGAGGUGGCCAUAGAGACAUGGUUAUUAAGAACGUAAGCCAAGAGUUGGGCAGUGAGACCUGAUCAGGGAAACUUGGGUGACCUACUAAGUAAGACCUGGGAGAUAAGAGACCUGAUAGGGGACGCAUGGACGACGAGAUUUGAACACUGAGACCUCAUUGGAGCUGAGGAACCUUGAAUGGUGACCCACGAGAGUCCAGACAGCACUAUGGUUUAUUGGUAAAGAAGAACUAAUAUGCCUCUUCUAGACCCAAGAUCUCUUCCAGCACCGCAGCUUUGGGAAGCAUCUUUUGAUGGUGAAAGUGCAAGGUUUAGUGUUGAAGACCCCUAUCAGGGGUCCUCUGCCCCCCAGGCCAGAAGGAAACUCCAUGUUGUAGUCUGUAGGCUCCUUGUGGAGCUUUGUGAGAGAUUCACCUUUUUUGGGACAGUCUGCAACAUGAUAUUGUUCUGUACCAUUAAGCUGGGCUAUCGCAACCAUGAAGCGGCCAUCGUCAACUUGUGCUUUGUUGGAAUUUCAACUCUGUCCCCGGUGCUGAUUGGUUGGUUGUCUGAGAACUGCACUCGAAGGAGCAGAGUCAUCUACUUAUGUGCCUUUCUGCACUUUGUAGGUACUGCGCUGCUGCCCGUAGUUGCGUUUCCUUUCGAAGAUUUUUACAUAGACGUUCAUCACAUCGUCCACACGUUGGCCAAAAAGGAACAAAGCCUUUUGUUCUACACAGGGCUACUAAUGGCGGCCAUUGGCACCGGGGGCAUUCGCGCCAUCAUCUGCCCUUUGAGUGCCUACAGUCUUCAGGAAUACGAUUGGAGGAAGCUCACCUCAUUUUUCAAUUGGUUUUAUUGGCUGAUGAACCUGAACUCCCUGGUUGUGUUUAUGGGCAUCUCUUAUAUCCAGCAGUCGGUGGCACAGAACCUGGGCUUCCUCAUCCCAUUCAUGUCAGUGGUCAUGGCCCUGAUAACCAUCCACAUGGUGCGCAAUGAGCUCUUGUACCAGCCCAGGAAAGGGGGUUCUCUGCUGGUCACACUCGGAGUCUUUACGAACGCGGUGAGGAUGUGUUGCACCAACUACCGUCACCUUGGUGGGCGCGUCAGUACGUGGCUUGAUUGUGCAAAAGAGAACAAUGGAGGACGUUACAGUGAAUCCCACGUGGAGAACACCAAGGCCCUCUUCAGACUCUUCCCACUCUUCAGCUUUCAGCUCCUUUAUAGAAUUUGCAUUAUGCAGACAUCAUCAGGAUACUUCAUUCAAACGAUGAAUUCAAACUUGAAUUUCUAUGGACUUCUCCUCCCGAUUGCUGCCAUGACGAUUAUAAGCAUCAUCCCUCAGCUGAUCCUCGCUCCUUGCUUCGAGUGCCUCAACUCGCGCUUCUUCCCCAGACUUGGCCACGGGCCGACCCCGUCCGGCUCUAUAAUCUGCGGCCAUCUCUGUGCGGCUCUUUCCCUUCUGUUGGCCGGGAUCUAUGAGCUUUAUAGGAAGGAUUUCCCAUUGGUGGAGCAGACCCUCUCCGGAAAGGUUCUACUGGUUUCCUCCAUGCCCUCUUACCAACUGGCGCCACAGUAUGUUCUGCUGGGAGUCGCCGAGGCACUGGUUCUUCCCUGCUGUUCGGUUAUAACAGUGAAGCUGGUGCCGGGGCAGGUUCGGGGCAUCGCCAUGCACAUUCUCAGCCUGUUCGGCGCCGCCGGCUGCUUCCUGGGAGCCCUGCUGGCCGGAGUGGCCUUUUCAGCUUCGGGCGGGAAUUGGUACCCAGCCUUCCUGCCUCUGGGGCACUUAGAGAGAUUCUACUUCUUUGUGGGGUCACUUGGCCUCCUGAAUACCCUCUGCUUCUGGAAAAUCUCCCACAGGUACAAUGAUCUGGAGCAGGAGAUGGAGCUGGGAUUCCGGGGGAGUCGAUUGGAGGAGAAACUGAUCCAACACGAGAGAUCUCUCAGGUUCUACGAGAGUGUCCUGGACUGGACUUACCCCUUCUCUCCUAUGGAGACGGCUGUCUAAUUGCACAUUGGCACAUUGGCGCGGGCACUGCCAGGCUCAGGGGCCCUGGGCUCAAAUGGAACUUCUCAAUGACCCAAUGGGAACUAUGUAGUGGGGCCACUAUGGGCACUGAGCGGAGGGCAAUUGUUCUUGACCCUCUAAAGCCCCAAAAAGUGGGGCAGCCCCCCGAGGAGGGAGCAGAACAGCCCCAGGGGCAUCAGUCUGAGGGUCAGUUGGGAAGAUGCACAGAUGGACGGUCUCCUGGUGAGAUUUGGGGGUCCCUUGUGGGAAAGAACAGUUAGUAGAUAUGUUAAAUAUAUAAAUAAGGGGUGUCUAAGCUGUGGCCCCCCAGCCGUGGCUUUGCUGUGCCCCCCACUUCCCGCCCACAG
This is a messenger RNA of Xenopus tropicalis (tropical clawed frog), 2662 nucleotides long. RefSeq names its product solute carrier family 15, member 5 (gene slc15a5). Gene Ontology annotation, biological process: transmembrane transport. The record is from RefSeq and is a predicted model, not a curated record. Gene Ontology annotation, molecular function: transmembrane transporter activity. The coding region runs from base 543 to 2294 and encodes 583 amino acids. NCBI's taxonomy places the organism in Eukaryota, Metazoa, Chordata, Amphibia, Anura, Pipidae. Gene Ontology annotation, cellular component: membrane. The transcript has 9 exons.